Messenger RNA from Odocoileus virginianus texanus, 2046 nucleotides. Lineage: Eukaryota; Metazoa; Chordata; Mammalia; Artiodactyla; Cervidae. The record is from RefSeq and is a predicted model, not a curated record.
GGUCGAGAUCUGGACUGUAAAAUUCAAGAAUAUAAAGAAGUUGGAAAAACCUUUCCAGAGAGUCAGAUAAUAGAAUGGUUUAUCCAGCUGUUGCUGGGAGUUGAUUACAUGCAUGAAAGGAAGAUACUUCAUCGAGAUUUGAAAUCAAAGAAUAUAUUUCUGAAAAAUAAUAAGCUUAAAAUUGGGGAUUUUGGAGUUUCUCGACUCCUAAUGGGAUCCUGUGAUCUAGCCACCACUUUAACUGGAACUCCCCAUUAUAUGAGCCCGGAGGCUCUGAAACACCAAGGCUACGACACAAAGUCGGAUAUCUGGUCCCUGGCAUGCAUUUUGUAUGAGAUGUGCUGCAUGAAUCAUGCAUUCACUGGCUCCAAUUUCUUAUCCAUUGUUUUAAAAAUUGUUGAAGGAGACACUCCUUCUCUCCCUGAGAGAUACCCAAGACAGCUGAAUGCCAUUAUGGAAAGCAUGUUGAACAAGAGUCCUUCAUUGAGACCAUCUGCAAUAGAAAUUCUAAAACUUCCUUACAUUGAUGAACAACUACAGAUUAGACAUUCUGAUGCAGAGAAUCUGCCUUCAAUGGACCUGAUGUGUCGAUAUUCGAAAAUGGCCCUGGAAGACAAGAAUUUGAAUAGUCAGGAGGAAGCAGCUUAUAUACUUAAUGCUGUGCAAAAAAAGAUUCACCUGCAGACCCUACGGGCACUGUCUGAGGUGCAGAAGAUGACACCAAGAGAGAGGAUGCGGGUGAGGAAGGUCCAGGCAGCUGAUGAGGAGGCCAGGAAGCUGAAAAAGCUUGUGGAAGAAAAAUAUGAAGAAAACAACAAACGGAUGCAGGAACUGAGGUCUCGGAACUUCCAGCGGCAGACUGUGGAUGUGCUCCACGAAUUUGAUGACCCAGCUUCAGACAACCUGCCUGAGUCUCAGCCCAUUCCUUCCCUAGAUCUCCGCACACUUGGGUCAAAUGUGGAGGACACCAUAGCUGACCUUGGAAAUCAUGGUAUGAAUUUGCAUCAGUGUUCAGAAGGCUGCUCUUGGAUGACAGAGAUCCCAGAAGACCCGCUUGUGGCUGAAGAGUAUUAUGUUGAUGUAUUUGAUUCCUUUUCUGAAGAAAGUGAGGAGAGUGAGGAAGAAAAAACAGUAUUCUCAAUCAGGGAUGAAGAGGUUGAGGAUGAAGGACCCCAGCCUGUUUACAGGACAAACCAACAGGACAGUGAUAUUGAAGCUCUGGCCAGGUGUUUGGAGCACGUACUGGGCUGCACCACUCUGGACGCAAGGACUGCCACCAGCUCAGCUCCAGACACACCCUCAGAACCAGCAAUUUUCAACAGCGCGAUGGCCAGGACCAGGAUGAAACACAUGCGGGAAUCCGCUGUGCAGAAGCUGGGAGAGGAGGUGUUUGAGGAGGUCUACAGUUACCUCAAGAGAGCAAGGCAGCAGGGAGCCAGCGAGGCAGAGGUCUGGGCAGCUCUGGAAAGAGUGGUGCCUCGAGUCAGCGACUGUUUUGAGGUUGACCAACUACUCUACUUUGAGGAGCAGUUGCUGAUCGCCAGGGCAGAAGGGGUCACUCUUCCCCAGAACCAUCAUGAAGCAGCUGUCAGAAACAAGCGGGUCCCAGUGGACAAGGCGCCUGUGAAAAUCCAUCGGCACUGUCGCUGACCUCUGUUCUGGGACGUGGGUGCAGAGCAGCUGUCUCUACCUUCAAUCCCUUGUCAGUCUCCUUCAGAGCGUAGUAAACCUGGGCCCUAGUGGGUUAGGUCUAUCCUGUGAGACAGGCACAUGGUCAGGUUGUCUUCCUGAAGAGUAGUCCUGCUCUGGUGCCUUUGGGGCUCCAGCAGGGUUGGCUCACCCUGGCCUUGGCCUGGGAGAGGCCACGUGCUCUUCACAUUUCCACUCUGCCGACUGCACUGAGUCUCCAGGUACUGUGGGCUGCCUUCUCCUGAGGGGGUUGGUCCCCAGCCUCUGACAGGCUGAGCUGCUUUUCAGGGGCCAGGUGUACCUGUCUCAGGUUACCUGCUUUUGGCCCACUUUACGUUUGAAUGCCUAACAAGCAAA